Trichoplusia ni (cabbage looper) is the source of this 2743-nucleotide messenger RNA. It is a transcript of the gene Psf2, whose product is annotated as probable DNA replication complex GINS protein PSF2. Gene Ontology annotation, biological process: double-strand break repair via break-induced replication; DNA replication; regulation of transcription by RNA polymerase II. Gene Ontology annotation, cellular component: GINS complex; nucleus; transcription regulator complex. NCBI's taxonomy places the organism in Eukaryota, Metazoa, Arthropoda, Insecta, Lepidoptera, Noctuidae. The coding region runs from base 673 to 1716 and encodes 347 amino acids. The record is from RefSeq and is a predicted model, not a curated record. The transcript has 2 exons.
AUGGAACUUAAAUAAAAGCUUGUAAAAAUGGAAUUAUUUCACGUACUUCCUUUUGAUUAAUGUACUGAUUUCUUAGAUCAUGAUGGAUACCUAGUAUUUAUUUACUUUUACCUCAUAAAAUGAACUGAUUAUUUUUUUAUUAAUUCAAUUUUAUAAAAUUUUCCAAUCGCUUUUAGUACUUCAUGAUUAUUGUGUAGAUAACCGUAAGCCUAUAAAUUACCACGCCAAGUGACGUAAACGUUGCGGAUGGUGAGGAACCAGCUGUUAUUAUUAGGUACUUCCUGUAUAUCGUAAUAAUCGUAAUUAUUACGUUACCCCAUAUACAUCAUUUUGUAUUUGCACAUAAAUGACUCCUUUUGACAGGGUAGCCAAUGUAUAGUACAGUAAGAUUUUUUUCUAACAAAGAUUAGUUACUCCAAGCAGGAUUAUUUUCAACCAUAAACUAUUAUUUUUGUGACGUAGAGCGACAUUAGUAAGCUUAAUUUUUAAGCUCGUAUUAAAAUAUUUAAUUUUUCAAGGCAGUUUCUGUUUAUUUAUUCUACUAUAGUAAGCAGUUAGUCAAUUACACACACUACGUUUGUAUGCCGCCGUCUCUUACUGUCACAGACACCGCCGCGCGCCGUAGCAAACAAGUAACUACACAGACAUAUCUUCGUCACACAGUUUAUUUAUAUGUGUGUGUAUACAACGACAUGGCGCCGACCGACGCUGUCGGGGUCGGGCACAGGAGGGGGGACGUCUGUGUCGGCCGCCGCGCCGUUGCCAGUGAGGCCGCGUCCACAAUCUACAGACAACGUCACCAUGAAUCAAAGUAAAUUAAUAAAACUCGUUCGCGAUUACACGUACCUUUACGAUUUGACUGACAAAAGGUACUGUGACCAUACUCUGAAAGAGGAGGCGUGGAGUGAAAUAGCGAAACAACUAGAUUCAAAAGGUCACGAGUGCAAGAGAACAUGGGCUCUACUAAGAGAUUCCUACCGGCGCACAGUAAAGAAAGCAAAAAUACUUAACGAUAAUGGAAUCGAGGAAUAUGUCAAGAAGUGGAAAUAUGAAGAGGAGAUGUCUUUCCUUAGACCGUAUUUGAAGGAUACACUUUUAAAGAGUAUGAAGACGAAGACUCCAAAACAGAAUACAAGCAAAGAAAGUGACACUGAAGAGAACAGCUGUGAUAUGAAUGUCAAACCAAGAUCAGUAACUCCAGAUGUUAUAUUAUUACAGUCCACCCCUUCGCGAAGUUUGCUGAAUGGUAGCAAUGUCGCUGGCAGCCAUUCAUCCUCUUCAAAAAGAGAGCAUUCAAAUUCAAAUUCUUCAGAAAAUCCAGAGCACAGCAGGAAAAAGAUUUGCAGAAACGCAACUCCGCAAGCAUAUUCCAGUGAGACACCUACAAGUACCCAACCACAGUGUAAACCUAGAGUAAGUGACAUCGAACAAUUUUUCCACAGUAUGAUCACCACUGUUCAGUCGUUCCCACCCCGAGAUAGAGCCAUAGCAAAAGCUAAAGUGUUCAGUGUGAUAUCGGAGAUGGAGAUAGAAAUUUUAAGUAGAGAUUCAAGAACGCAUACUGAGUUUGUAGAUUCCGCUGCAUCGUAUGAAGAGCAGGAGACAGAUGACGUAAAAGAUUAUUAUAUCACAUCAUCGCCACAUAUGCAGGACCCCAUUGACGGGUCGGAAUAUAAAUAUAGUAAGCGGAAAAUGCCGAGGAAAGGCGCUACAUAAUAUUUAUUUUCUCAAAAAAAAAAUUCUGGUUUUUUAUAAACCGUCGAUUCAAUUCUGUAUUACACUUUGUUUAAUGCAGGGAUCGAAGCCACGAUAUGUAGCGUAGUGUGUUUAGUGUGAUGACCUUAACCACUCGGCUAUCCGUGCCGUGAAAAGUGAGAAAUUAGUAAACUCUUUGUGAAUAGAAUUAUCAACAUUUUUAUAUUAAAUAAAACUUUUACAUUAAUAAACUUGAUUUUUUUACGCACCAUCCUUGAACUUAGUAAUUUGUAAUUAGGUAAUAAUUGUUAUAUUAAUUAAUUGAUGAUUGAGAAUUAAGAUUAUUUUCUAAGGACUAAUCUGCAUAUUACACGAAUUUAGAGAGAAAAGCGGAAAUAAGCAAAGCUAUCUUUGUUCAACAGUGAAGCAUCAUAGACUAUAUAUGUAGAUAAUAAACAACAUGUUUAUGAAUCAAAUGUAACUAUGAAAAAAAUUAUUUGUGGUUUAAACAACAUUUCACGCUAUCGAGUUAGGACUUUUGACUCUACAUAUACUUUUGCACUUAUUUUACAAAUGCCUGUUUCCAGUACACAAGUUUCUUACUUAACUUGCCUCUUAUUAUGCACGUCUGUAUUUCGCAACCGUCGGAUCCAUAAUGUAGACGCAUAUGGUUGACACACUUCCACUGGGCCUGCUGUGUGGGAUCAGGAUAGUCAUGUACAUUGUUUAACUAUUUGAGUUUGACCAUUCAUGCAAUGUUGAAUGGUAUAGAAUUUGUAGCGUACUUUCCCUGAAUUCCCUUGAAUUGUCUUUGUGACCUUGCGGUUAUAUGCAAGGAUUUUCAUGCUUUAUGUGUAGGUAGUGUAUGUAUGUAGUGUAUGUAUGUAACAUAUGUAACAUGUAGUGCCUAUGCAUUGCCGCUCACCGACUAAAUGCGAGAGACGUUGCAGAUCGGUUUACGUUUAGUCAAGCACUAUCCGCUUCCUCCCCCGAAGGGGCUAGUGUCCAUGAGGAUUCCCCCCACUAGCCACUAGCAACUCGUUCAUGG